AUGUCCAUGAUUGUGAGGUACCGGGACACUUACACCAUAAAGCCUGAGACAGAGACGUGGAGUGGCUACCUACCACUCUCGGAGCUGGACCAAAUCGACAUGAUCAGUCAUUGGUACACCAUUUACUUCUACAAACCACCCUCAGAAUGGCUCCACUCGGCCGAUGCCAUCUUCAACACUCUCCGAGCUUCAUUGAGACGCGUGCUGGUCCCCUUCUAUCCGCUUGCUGGAAGGCUCGAGCGGCUCGAUGGGGGACGGCUCCGACUCGAUUGCAAUGCCAUGGGUGUUUGGCUCAUCGAGGCCGAAUCCGAAGGUGAGCUCAAUGACUUGGGCGAUUUUUGUCCAGGUCCGGACUUCGAACAACUUAUGCCAAGCUUGGACUACACGAUGCCGAUCCAUGAGCAGCCGCUAUUGCUAGUUCAAGUCACCAAGUUUAGGUGUGGUGGGCUCGCCUUGAGUCUCUCUAUAUCUCAUGUAGUUGCUGACGGGCUUAGUGCUGCUCAUUUCUACAAUGAGUGGGCUUGGCUCGCCCGUGGUGAGCCAUUGAAUAUUGAGCCGUACUACGAUAGGAAGGUUUUAUGGGUGGGUGAAGAUCCAUCCGGCGCACGGCUGCCGCCGCCAAACUUGGAGCUCUCCGAGUUCAACCACCCGCCAUUGCUAAUUGGCCACGCUAACAAUCUAGAACAGCGCAUGAAGAAGACCGCCCUGGCCAUGCUUAAGGUGACGAAGACCCAAGUUGAAACCCUAAAGAACGCUGUGAACAAGGACCGACCCAGCCACCACCCGCGCCCCUACACCCGAUUUGAGACGAUUGCCGCGCACAUAUGGCGGUGUGUGUGCAAGGCGCGCAAACACAAACCCGAGCAGGCGACCUCGCUGUACUUCUACAUAGAUGCCCGCAGCCGCCUGCGGCCACCCCUAAAGCCCGGAUUCUUCGGCAAUGCGGUCUUCAACAUGGUCGCAGGUGGCACAUCCGGCGAGCUGGUGUCCAGCCCGCUCAGGUGCACCUCGAGCGUGAUUCGAGAGGCCAUUGAGGCAGUGACCCACGACCAUGUGAAGUCGGCCAUUGAGCACAUCCGGAGACAACCGGACCUGACCACGUUUCAGGAUCUGCAUGCCCAAGGAAGCACACAAGGGGUUUUCUAUGGAAACCCUAAUCUCAGGCUGUCGUGCUGGUUGACGUUGCCGCUGAACGGCCUUGAUUUCGGGUGGGGGAGAGAGAUUCACAUGGGGCUUGGGAACCACGAUUUGGACGCCGAUUCUGUGGUUCUUCCAGGUCGUGAGGAAGCAGGUGGCUUGGUGGUGGCCGUGUGCUUGCAAACAGCGCACAUUGAAGAUUUCAAGAAGUUCUUCUAUGAUGAUAUCGUUGAGUAG
Molecule: messenger RNA, 1374 nt
Organism: Eucalyptus grandis
Lineage: Eukaryota; Viridiplantae; Streptophyta; Magnoliopsida; Myrtales; Myrtaceae
Product: spermidine hydroxycinnamoyl transferase
Exons: 2
Coding region: 1-1374 (457 amino acids)
Molecular function (GO): acyltransferase activity, transferring groups other than amino-acyl groups
Source: RefSeq, a predicted model, not a curated record